This is a messenger RNA of Alternaria arborescens, 2223 nucleotides long. RefSeq lists its product as hypothetical. The record is from RefSeq and is a predicted model, not a curated record. The transcript has a single exon. NCBI's taxonomy places the organism in Eukaryota, Fungi, Ascomycota, Dothideomycetes, Pleosporales, Pleosporaceae. Bases 1 to 2223 code for a protein of 740 amino acids.
AUGCCAGGAUGCGCACCCGUGACUGACGCCCUGCCACACCAAGACGCUACCCUUGGGGAAGUGUCUCUUGCAACUAAUAGUACCGCUCAAGGACCUGUCGCGAACGAAACAUCUCCGCCAAAAAGCGAACCUCCCAGGACGGCCCCAGAGUCGUUCGAGCAAGAUUCUACUCGAUUUCAAAACCACCCAGCAUCCCAAUCGAAGGCUGUGGUUGCGUCUUCCAAUUUCGUCUGGUAUCGCAACGCCGCUGUACAUACACUACCACCUAGCAAUGCGGAAGAAUUCCAGAAGAUUUAUGACCGUCAGCCCACAAAUCAAGAGCUUGUCAGCAAGAUCGGCAGCGCCGCAAUCGGUCGCUAUGUGCCGGGACCGUCAUCUAACCCUCACGAUAUCGUUUCCAGUAAGCCAUUCGCUAUCCCGACCGUCCCGGAACGAUGCCCAAACUAUGCAGACUCUUCUUUCCAGACCAGUGACAUUGCGCAAUGUAACAACGCUUUAUUGCGGGCAAAGGUGAAGGCAUCACUUUUGGUCAACAAACAAGGUGACGCUGCUCGAGCUGCAGGGUUCAGAGUGUGGUCUGAAUCAAGAGAUGAGUACAUCGUACAUUCAGAGCAGUUGCCGAUCAACGUUCAGUUCGACGCCCAAGGUAACGCAAUCGGUACGAACGUUGAUGGCUACUCAUUGCCCAAUAUUUACGGUGAAGAAAUCAGCACCAGCAAGGAAGCCAAAGACUAUGCCUCCGGCGCUGGUAUGACUUCCACCCCGCUGCCUCCGCCACUGCUACCGCUGGUUCAUGAUCCCGUCAACGAGGUGAGCGCUCCUCAGCGCAUUCGCGCUCUCGAGCCUCACGUGCCGAACGACAAGUCUGAUCCGGCACCAAUCGAAUGGUACGGCUAUAUCGAGUGCAUCCCGGUACAGAAUACCGUGAGAACUGAUGGUGAAGAAGUUGAACAGGAAAAGCCUAGUGGUUCAAGGGUGAGCGACCAAAAAGUCGCGAGAGAGGAGCGGGGUAGAUCGGGCGAAGUUGAAGAGAGGGAAGAGACCAUGAUGGUGAUAGGCGGCGAGAGAUUCGCAGAUAAAUACAUCGUGUAUGACGCAACAGCGUCGACUCAUUCAAGUUCUACGACGACAUUUGAUGCAAACUCUGAUAUGAGCAAGAAGCGAAGGUUAGAGGACGAGUGGGAGAUGAAGAUGUCCACAAGCUCACCCAAGCGCACAAAAACUUCACCAAAACUUGCGAAUUGUUUAGACCUCGCAACAAGUUCCCCUGGAGACUGCUUUGUUCGACAUCAAGGCCAAUCCGCUGAGAGAAACGACGCAAAAGGUUCUCAUAUCGACUAUGGGGAGAUUGGUGGAGAAGAAACACCGCACAGGGCUCAUGAGGACAAAGUAGGCGCCAGAGGCGAGCAGAGUGAUUCUAACCGAUCAGCGCAACGUGAGUUCAGACGUCGAAGUCGCUCUCCCAGCGGCGGCCGCGUCGUUCGUUAUAAAUCCAGAAGCAGCGUUGAACGUCGACCUGAGGACCCGCACGAAGAGGAGCAGCAACGCCAUAACGCGGCACACGAGGGAGAAGAUGGCUCACCAACACAUUGUGGGUAUCCGAGUGAGCAGAGUCGACCAGGAGAAGGAAAAGAAAGCGGCGAACAACACAAGGCCGUGACUAGGAUGGUGUCAACGUGCAAGCAGGAAGACAAUCGUCGAGUACAGCGCGUGCAGCGCAUCGAAGAGGAAGAGUCUGCGGAACACCAGAAACGGGAGGAAUCAGAAAUCCAGCGCGCACGUGCAGCCAAGAACCAACGAAAGCUGGAGAUUGGAGAGAGAAAGCGAGCGCAAGCAGCAAGUCGCCAACGUCAGGAAGCAGAAGACAGAGCCCGACGCUACCGAAGCGACCACUCACGCGCCAAGAGUAAAAGAGCACGCCGGCAGACAGCGAAGCAGGACGUCGAGCCAUCUGAGCCGAUUGACCCAUAUGCAGCGGCACGACAGGCCGAGACCAAGCGAAGAGAGCUUGCAUUUGCAGCGCGUGGAACUGAAGAGGCUGAUAGUCGUACGCGGGAGUGGCCUCCUGCCCGUAACGACGGUCCUGGUCGACUAGACGUGGAGCGAUCGAAGCCAGAAAAGAAGGUUGAAGAGAGGAAAGUGACUAAGUCGAGACCGAGCCGGACUGCGAGAGGUGAACUCGAGCGGUAUGAUCCGAGGAAGAGAUUUAGAGGUGGCAAGUAG